AUGGGCCUAGUAAAUGAAGCCUGCAUUCCCAGCAAAGCAGUCUACUCAGAAAACAUUCUGUUACCACCUUACUCUUUGCUGUUAGAUGAUAAUCUAAAAAAAAUAACAUCUAAUGAAAAUCUUAAGAUUUUUGUGCUACAUAAAUUUAAAAUAUCUCACAGUAAGGAAUGUGCUGGUAUAUUGCUAUUGCUAGCAGUGGACAUAAAUCCUAACCCGGGACCUCAAUCACAACGUAAUGCCAACAUAUGCCCUGCCUGUUUCAUAACUGUAGCAAAAAACCACAGAGCAGUUGAAUGUGACCAAUGUAAAAAAUGGCUACAUAUUAAGUGUGACAAUAUAUCUGGUAAAUCGUACAAUUCCAUGUUGGCUGCAUCUGAUGACAACACUUCAAACUUUGUAUGUUCCAUAUGCCUCCGCAAUGAACUUCCUUUUGAGGAUUGCUAUUUUGACAACUCAUUUCCAAACGAUGACAUAGAACCAGAUAUAUCUUCCUUUGAACCAAACUUUGAUUUUGACCUUGGUUUAACUAAUAAAAAGGGUUUCAAAAUGGGUCAUUUGAAUGUGAAUGGGUUAAGAAGCAAGCUUGAUUACAUAAAAGUCUUCCUUCAUGAACAUAAACUUGACAUUCUAGCUCUAAAUGAGACUAAAAUUGACAGCCAUGUCACCAAUGCAGAUAUUACCAUCCCUGGUUACAAUAUUUUUUGUUGUGACAGAAACAAACAUGGUGGUGGAGUCGUAAUUUAUGCUAUUGAUACAUUACCCACUAAAAAGCUUAGCCAUUUGAGUAAAGAUAGUAUUGAGAGUAUAUGGAUUGAGGUCAUACUAAAAAAGUCCUUCCCAAUAUUUUUAUGUUCCAUAUAUAGACCACCUGCAAAGGGAAAAGAUCUUGUCAUGGUGGAACGACUGUCUCGAUAUAUCAAGGACUGCCUAAAAAACCUUCCGAAAAAUCCAGAAGUUUUCAUCUUAGGUGAUUUAAACUGCAAUUUUAAUAAACCUAAUAACUUGACUAGAAUUCUAAAAGAUUGUCUUGUCUCCUGUAACUUGAAGCAGUUUAUUGAUAAGGAUACUCACACAACUAUUUCUUCAUCUACUUUAAUUGAUCUCUUUAUUUCCAACAGUGAGCAUAUAUGUCACUCCUCUGUCAUUGAUAUGGGUCUGAGUGACCACUCUUUUAUAUAUGCCAUUCGUAAAUGGAAAUGGGUUAAAAUUCCUGCAAAAGUUAUUAAAUCAAGAUCUUUUAAGAACUUUAACAAAGAAAACUUUUUGUAUGACUUGCAUUCUGUAAACUGGAAUGAAAUUUUAAAUAAAGACAAUCUUGACACAGGUUGUAAUAUCUUUAAUGAAUUUGUUACUAAUAAAAUUGAUCAACAUUCUCCUAUUAAAUCUAGCCGUGUCAAAGGAAAUUGCCCUCAAUGGCUAAAUGAUGACCUUAUUCAUGCUAUAAAAGAGAGGGACGCAUCGGAUCCUAAACGCCUAUGGAAAACUCUUAAGGAACUUGUUCCUGAUAAAAAGAACAAGAAUGUUCCAUCUUUCAUCUCUAAGAACGACAUGGAAAUAAAUGACCCUAAAGGUAUUUUGAACUCUUUCAACUCCUUCUUUGCCACCAUCGGUACUACCCUUGCUCAAAAAUUUAGUUUUGACACGUCUGAUGUCAAUAUAAAAUGUAAUGAAAAAAACUUUAUAUUUAAAGAAGUUGAUGAAAUUACCGUUACCAAAAUAAUAACUGGUCUAAAAAACAAUAAGGUCACGGGUACAGAUAAGAUAGGAGUGAGAGUGUUGAAAGCUGGCCUCCAAGUUUUUUCACCUGUUCUCACCAAAUUGUUUAACAAAUCAUUAGCUCCUGGUUAUUUUCCAUCAUGUUGGAAAAAUAAAAGAGUAUCUCCUCUUUUCAAACUGGAGAUCCUAGUGAUGUAA
Molecule: messenger RNA, 1914 nt
Organism: Hydractinia symbiolongicarpus
Lineage: Eukaryota; Metazoa; Cnidaria; Hydrozoa; Anthoathecata; Hydractiniidae
Exons: 2
Coding region: 1-1914 (637 amino acids)
Molecular function (GO): catalytic activity
Source: RefSeq, a predicted model, not a curated record